AUGCCUUCACGUAAUUCAGAGUUCAUCACUCCCUUCUUAGUGACAACUGAGAAGAAUUUUCCACGUCAAUUAUCAAUCAAGCUAAAAUUACAUGCAACAAUGUUACUUCACGGGUCGGUGGUACUCUUAAUUUUUUGCGGAUGUUACGUAAUUGGUAGACCGUCGGAAGAGCCAACUAAAUUCGACCUGAUCCCAAAAAAUCAUACUCUCGAAGCAAUUUCUGUAAGAGUUCCAACAAGACUGCAACAAGGAAAGGAAAUAUUAGGGAGAAUCAUGGACGCAAUGAGGUUUGGCAGAGGGAGAUUAGUCAAUUCGGCCUCGAUGGCCAGAAACAUCAUUGCCAACCGAGUCGAGGAAGCUGCCAGCGAGGUGCAGAACACGGUCAUUUCUGCGAUCGCUGCCAAAGGAGACAUUCUGUCAGAAGGUCGAGAUGUCAUUACGAGCAAUCUGCCACCUAGGACCCGUGAAACUGUCAAACUAGAGAAAGAGAGCGAGCAAGCCAUCCUAGAACGACGAAAGUCCAAUUCAGUUUCUGCGGUCUUGGAAAGCAUUCUCAAACCCGUGCCCUUAGUUGACAGAAUUCGCGAGGAAGAAAAAUACGGGAAUUCCGGCGACAGAUUUUCAGGAAUCGGCAGAGCUCUUGUAAACGGUUUCGAAGGAUUUAGUAAUUUCCUAAACUCCGUGGUAGACCUACCAAUUAAUGCCGCCAAGAAAACCUCUCGAAGCUUUACGGAAGCUCUUAAUCAGCUGGGAUCACGAAUAAUUGGCCUUCAAUGAAAAUGUAAAUACAAUCGGUGUACAUAAGAAGCGAGUGAAGAUGUAAAUACACGUGAUUUAGUGUAAAAAUAAGAAUUAACCUAAAGGUGGUGAUGUGACAAUUCAGAAGUUGAAAACGAGAUUAAUUUAAUUAUUGUAUCUUAUUCUCGUGCAAAGGUCAAGCUAAGUAGAACCUCAUGAGGGUUAAUUAAUGUCGCACAGUGUCGUAUGUAAACUGUCGCGCGUGUAACAUGUUAUUUAUUAAAUACGACUUACAUGACUCUUUACAGCGUAACAACGUUACUCGGUUAACCGCUAAAUAUAAAUAUCUAUAAAUAUCUGGUUGAAUGGUCCAACAUGCCGAGACGACUCUUAUGAUCUAAUGUCCAGCCACUGGUGAAUACGUGCCACAAUGUACUUAAAUUAAAUCUUUGUAUUCACUGGAAGGCUGUGACUCUAAGGUCUGUUGUAUAUACAAUGGCGGACAUGAAUGCCUCCCCUGCAGAUACGACAUCGCCUGUACAGGAUGGGAGGGCAUUGAUGUCUCCCA
Molecule: messenger RNA, 1306 nt
Organism: Orussus abietinus
Lineage: Eukaryota; Metazoa; Arthropoda; Insecta; Hymenoptera; Orussidae
Exons: 5
Coding region: 1-777 (258 amino acids)
Source: RefSeq, a predicted model, not a curated record